Monopterus albus (swamp eel) is the source of this 2577-nucleotide messenger RNA. It is a transcript of the gene neil3, whose product is annotated as nei-like DNA glycosylase 3. The transcript is spliced from 7 exons. Gene Ontology annotation, biological process: base-excision repair. The record is from RefSeq and is a predicted model, not a curated record. Gene Ontology annotation, molecular function: DNA-(apurinic or apyrimidinic site) endonuclease activity; DNA N-glycosylase activity; zinc ion binding. Lineage: Eukaryota; Metazoa; Chordata; Actinopteri; Synbranchiformes; Synbranchidae. Gene Ontology annotation, cellular component: nucleus. The coding region runs from base 1058 to 2224 and encodes 388 amino acids.
UGUGUUCAGCAGAGGACCAAAAAACAAAAAGGGGGAGGUGAAAAUGCAAGACAACUCUCACAGACAAAGUUGUAUUACUGAGUGAUGCAUUGCAAUGAGCAGGGUAAAAUAGGGAAAAGCCAAACAAGCACAUUGCAGCGGAUAUGCCUUUCCCUCAGAGCAGUUUGGAAAUGGAAAUGUUUUUCAUUUAUUUAUACGAAUGUAUAUAGUCUUUGUGUAGACUCAAAUAAGGUUUUUCCCUCUGAUUUAUAACGUGCAUUAAAAAAAUGCAAGACUCAGAUAUUUUCUAUUCCUGAUCUGGAAAUCACUCACUAUGUGAAUGAUCCAGUGCUUCACAUUCCUCUCAAGGAAUAUUUUUAUUAAGCAAACUAUAUAAUAAAAAUGUGAUUUUUAAGAGUAACCUAUCCUGAAAGUAAGAGACACUCUGCAGCAUGAAUACUUUUAUUCCUCAACUAUUACCAGGGGCUCUGCUCUGCUCCCCUUAGAAAGUAUAAGAUAGGGUACAAGAAUAUAUCACACUGGACCAAAACAUUAAUCUACGACUUUUUGGCCUCUUCUCCUUCUGGGACCACUGAAUCUUUAUGAGCUUCUCCUCUAUUAUUGAGCCCGCAGGUGUCCUGAAGGGGCUACAGGUGUGAUUUUUUUUUUUUUUUUUUUUUAAACACUGUCUGAAUCACAGGCAGGUCCUUGUGGUCUCGGCUCUCUAGGGAAUACCUUUUAUGUAAUUUUUCUCUGUUGUAUCAUUUUAAAUCCAGUUUUCACUUUUGUGUUUUUAUUGUUUAUGUGCUUGUAUUAUUGAUUUGCUGACUGUGAAGCGUUUUUUUGUCUCUGUUUUGAAAUGAAGGGCUAAUUAGAUUUAUUCGCUCUCUGGCUGAACUGUAACUAACUGUGCUGCUUCCAUCUCAGGUUCAGGCUGACUGACGAGCAGAUUCGCCAUUUGGUGAAGAUGACGCGUGAUUUUACCCUUCUGUUUUAUAAGCUGACACCUCACUCAGACUGGCUUUCAAUAAUGGAUUUACUUUAAAUCCUGUACUGCUGAGGAAGGAGAAGAGAGUCGAUGCUCCACUGCCUAGAGAAUAUUCCUUUACCUCCAUACAUAACAGACAAGGAAGAGAAGUGUCGCAAAUCUGGCGCUUCUCUCUACAAACAUUACAAAGUCUACAGGCGUCCCCAGUGUGGCCAGUGCUCUCAUGCCACAGUCUGUCAUCUUGGAGACAACGGCAGGAAGACUUACUUCUGCGAGCGCUGUCAGAAGGCCGAUCCCAGUGAGGUUAACAUCAGUGAGCUUCCAGGCAGAAACAGCCUGAUUGGCUGGGCAUACAAUAAGAGAACCAAUGAUAAUGUGGCUAAGAAGGAGGAAGAGGACUGGGCCUGUCAGCUCUGCACACUCAUCAACCAGCCAGGAGCAAAAGCCUGUGAUGCCUGCCUCACUCCAAGACCUGAGGUGCACAAAGCCGACAUCAGCACCGAGGCGUCGCCCUUCACCGCUGAUUUGAUUAAGUACCCCUGCACUUCCUUCAAGAAGCCACAAGAGGAGCUCAAAGUCAACUGGAGGUCUGCAUUUGGGACUUCCACCCUUGUUUUCUCUGACUUGAGCAAGAAACAAAAGUCUGUAAAUUCCCCACCUUCCCCAGGUGGCAGACAUUUGAAUUCCUUAGUGGCAGAGCGAGGUUUAUAUAAAUACAGCAUCUGGCAAGGGACAACAAGCCCCAAUUAUGCCUCUGGUGGCUGGAAAAAGCAAAGUGCUGAGUUCUCCAAUGGGGAAUCACUGGCCUCCUACCGUCACCCAUCCAAGAAAAUGAGAAUUGAUCACAGUCCCUUUACCAGUAACAAUGCUCAAAAUGGAACCCUCAACUCAGGUACUUGCAAAAUAGGAGCGACAAGCAGCGACUCCUCCAUUUCUUCCUUUCCCAGUGUCCCUUGUUGUGCAUCCCAUCGUCAUCCAGCUGUGCUCAGAGUAGUGCACAAGGAGGGGGAGAAUAAGGGACGACAGUUCUACGGCUGCUCACUUCCCAGAGAGACCAAGUGUAACUUCUUUGAGUGGGCAGACUUACACUUUCCUUUUUGUCACCAUGGGAAACGCUGUUUAAUGAGGACGGUUCUGAAAGCAGGACCCAACAACGGCCGGAAUUUCUACACCUGCUGCUUUCAAAAGGGUAAACAGUGCGACUUUUUUCAGUGGGCAGAGAACGUACAGGGGGUACCUAUCCUCCCUGGCUGUUAAUGUGUUUUAGCAAUGCAUUACUUGAAAAUGAAAGCCUGAUGCCUAUAUGUUCAUAUAAAAAUAUGGACAUAAAAAGGGACCUGGUAAUUCAUCUUCAUGAAAUACACAUACUUUUACAUUUAACUGUGGGUAUCUAGCUCUUCAGCUGAUGUCCAAGCACUUAUUUGUAUAUAAAUGUAUCUAAUGAAGUGCCUAUUUACUUUGUAAUGUGCCAUAUUGUGUUCAUCUUUUAAUGUAUGUUUCAAAGUUGUCAUGAGAAGAUUGUGAUCUAAUAAAGAAUCCAAACAAGUCAAAGCAACAACAAUUAAACUUUAAUGUAAUUAAACUUUCACUUGUUGCUUUAAAGUGCCUUA